CUCACUAUUAAAAAUGUAAUCUCAGUGAAGCAAAAGCAAAUCAUUAGCAAAAGAAGACCCCCAAAGAUUAAUAGUUCAGCUGAAACAUUUUCUUUUGAAGAGGAUUUUGACAUCAUUACAAUGGAACUUUUUGUUUCAGAUUCUAUGGACUAUGAUGUGACAUUAAAAUCAGUGGCCUUUGACCUUUAUGCAAAGCCCGGUAAUAACAGGACAUUGACGCUAAUGAAUCCCAAGAAAUCUUUCUAUCAGUGGCGGCUGCGAGUGCCAUCUGACUAUGUGGUGAGGCUGGUCGUUGUUACAGCGCAUGAGAUAUCUCCUGGGAGCUGCACAUCUCACAGGCUGUCUGCCUAUGAUUUCCUUCUCCCCCUGCAGAACAAGAUCAUUACAAGAUGGUGUGGAAUGUCUGGGGCCUGGACCUCCCCAUUUAUACGCUUAACUUCAUCAAGCAAUGUAAUGUUGGUCACUUUCUCACUGGACCGAAGAAAAGAGACCAAUGUACUGAAAGCGUAUUUCCAAGCUGUUCCUAAAAUUGUAUGUGGUGGCCAUUACAUCUCUUGGAAUGGGACUGUGACUUCUCCUUAUUACCCAAGUUACUAUCCACCCAAUAUUGAUUGCCACUGGAUUAUCAGGGCACCACUACCUGGAUACAGAUUGUUAUUCAAACUUCUUGUAAUACAAGUUCAGGAACAAUCUCUAGGAUCCAAUAAAUGUGAUAAAGACUGGCUGGAAAUUGAUGGGGUCAGGUACUGUAAACCAGUUUCAGAAGGCAACAGGGUCAAGGAAUAUGGCUAUUCAGUUGCAAUCAGUUUCCAUUCAGAUGAACUGGUCACACACAGAGGAUUUUAUAUUGAAUUCAGAGCAUUCAGCCACACUGACCCUUGUCCUAGGCAAUUUAAAUGUUCUGACAGAACAUGUGUUCCUUUAAACAGCAAGUGUGAUGGGUGGAAAGACUGCACAGAUGGAAGUGAUGAAGUAGACUGUGGUUGUAAUCCAGUGGAGUCAAAUUGUGGCAAUGGGAAGUGUAGGCACCAUUCCAGGACCUGCAAAGGGGAUGAGAGCUGUGACAGUGACAGCCAGGAGGAGGGCAGUUGCUUGUACAAAAGUUGCUCACAGCACGCAUAUAAAUGCCUAAAUGGGAAGUGCCCAAUGAAAAUAAACCCAGAAUGUGAUGGAGUAAGAGAUUGUGCAGAUGGAUCGGAUGAAAUGAACUGUGCCUGUGGAAGGAGUCAGGUAAAGAAAACCAGAAUUGUUGGUGGUGAAGAGGCCAGGUCUGGAAAGUGGCCUUGGCAAGCAAGCUUGCAGCUUGGAACAUAUGGCCAUAUCUGUGGGGCAUCCAUUAUUUCAAAUAGGUGGCUGGUAUCUGCUGCCCAUUGCUUUCUGGACUCUGAUUCUAUAAGAUACUCUAUAGCAUCCGGCUGGACAGCAUAUAUGGGUAUAAGGAUCAUUAACAAAAACAACUAUAACCAUAUAGCCAUGCGAUCGAUCAAAAGGAUUAUUGUCCAUCCACAUUACGACCGAUAUAUCUCAGACUAUGACAUUGCCCUGUUGGAAAUGGAGGCACCAGUAUUCUUCAAUGAGCUGGUCAGCUUGCCAAAACUCUACAGGAAGCUAAAGUGAAAAUAAUUAAUCAAAGUCUUUGUAGCAAGCUUUACGAUGAUUUGAUUACUUCUCGGAUGCUGUGUGCUGGAAACCUGAAUGGCGGUAUUGACGCAUGUCAGGGUGAUUCCGGAGGUCCAUUAGCCUGCUUAGGAAAGGGGAACAGAUGGUACCUUACAGGCAUCGUCAGUUGGGGUGAAGGAUGCGCGCGAAGAAACCGCCCUGGAGUUU
Molecule: messenger RNA, 1827 nt
Organism: Euleptes europaea (tarantolino)
Lineage: Eukaryota; Metazoa; Chordata; Lepidosauria; Squamata; Sphaerodactylidae
Product: suppressor of tumorigenicity 14 protein homolog
Exons: 14
Coding region: 121-1617 (498 amino acids)
Biological process (GO): acrosome reaction; proteolysis
Molecular function (GO): protein binding; serine-type endopeptidase activity
Source: RefSeq, a predicted model, not a curated record